AUGUCGGACUACCAGCUCUACCACGCCCUCGGCCAAGGUGGUCCCAAUGAUGAUCCUUCAAACCCAAACCCAAGCGGACAGCCUGUCCCACCCCAAUUCCAACAGCCUGGCGGUCCAGCGCCGUAUCAACAGACUGGCGCAAACUACAACCACAACCCCCAGGGGCAGCCUCAGCAAUAUGGCAAUCCCCAGAUGGGGCAGCCCGCACCAUACCAAGGACAGCACGACCAGGGCUAUGCUACAAAUCCAAAUCAGAGCGGCGUGUCACAGGAUCCAGGGCUAGCAUCGCAGAUGGGCGGUUUGGGACUGGGUGAAGCAGCUUCACAUGGGAGGAAGAAGAAAAAGGACAGACAUGCAUAUCACACCGUUGAAGCUCCCGGGGGGUCUUCAGCAGCUUUCAAUGGCAUGCCCCAGGGAGCUGUUCCAGCUUCGGCAUACUUGAAUGCGGAUCCGUCGGCGAUGCCAUCAGCGCCCGGUGGCCAGUUCAUGAACCAGCCCGUCACUCCACAGAUGUCACAGUUCCCAGCUGCAGCAAACGCCCCUUUUAAUCCUGCAAACCCAACUUCUCCGGUAGAGUUUGCUUCCAGGAAUGGCACCGCGGAUCAGGCAUUUGGUGCAAGCGUCCAGACCUCGGCGCAAGGGAGAGUUGACCCUGAUCAAAUACCUAGUGUACCGAGAUCGAGAGAUGCUAUUUCGCAAUACUACCUCAGCAAUGUGUACCCAACGUUCGAACACCAUCUUCCUCCUCCAGCUUCUGUUGCUUUCGUUGCCUUUGAUCAAGGCAAUUCCUCUCCGAAAUUCACCAGACUUACGAUGAACAAUAUCCCGUCAACAUCAGACGCCCUCCAAUCAACCGGACUGCCUCUAGGCCUCCUUUUACAACCUCUAGCUCCUUUACAGGCAGGAGAGCUCGAGAUUCCCGUUUUGGACUUUGGUGACGUUGGACCGCCAAGAUGCCACCGGUGCCGAGCGUAUAUCAAUCCGUUCAUGGUUUUCAGGUCUGGAGGAAACAAAUUCGUUUGCAACAUGUGCAAUUAUGCGAAUGAUGUUCCGCCUGAAUACUUCUGUGCAAUAACACCCCAAGGCGCCCGUGUUGACAGAGAGCAACGGCCGGAGUUGAUGCGGGGAACGGUGGAAUUUUUGGUCCCGAAAGAAUACUGGUCCAAAGAGCCUGUUGGAAUAAGAUGGCUGUUUUUGAUUGAUGUUGGCCAGGAAGCCUUUAACAAGGGCUUCCUAGAAGCGUUCUGCGAAGGGGUCAUGGUCGCUUUGUAUGGCAAGGAUGGCUCAGAAGAUGAACGCAAGAUCCCAGAGGGGGCAAAAGUUGGUUUCGUGACAUUUGAUAAGGAUAUUCAUUUCUACAACAUGAACCCCGCUCUCGACCAGGCACAGAUGUUAAUUAUGCCUGAUAUCGAGGAUCCUUUCCUGCCCCUCAGCGAUGGCCUUUUUGUAGACCCUUACGAGGCAAAGUCAAAUAUUACUUCAUUACUUACCCAGCUUCCUGCGUUAUUUUCACAGGUCAAGAACCCAGAGCCUGCGCUACUGCCCACCUUGACUGCUGCGUUGGCAGCGCUGGAGAAGACUGGCGGGAAGAUUGUAUGUUCUUUAUCGGCUCUACCAACAUGGGGCCCCGGCCGACUGUUCCUUCGCGAUGAUGGCAAGCAACAUGGAGAUGCCGAAAAGAAACUCUUUACCACCGAACAUCCUGGCUGGAGAAAGGUGGCAGACAAAAUGGUCGCUGCUGGCGUAGGCGUAGAUUUUUUCCUCGCUGCUCCAGGCGGAGGAUAUCUUGAUAUUGCCACGAUAGGUCAUGUUUCAGCGUCAACUGGUGGAGAAACCUUUUAUUAUCCUAAUUUUGUCGCUCCGCGCGACUCAGCAAAGCUAUCUCAGGAGAUAAUGCACACAGUUACCCGAGAGACCGGGUACCAAGCGCUAAUGAAAGUUCGAUGCUCCAACGGCUUGCAAAUAUCUUCCUAUCACGGUAACUUUAUACAGCACACUUUCGGUGCGGACAUUGAGUUCGGCGUCGUCGAUGCGGAUAAAGCUAUGGGUGCUAUGUUCAGCUAUGAUGGUAAACUUGAUGCUAAGCUUGAUGCUCACUUCCAAAGUGCUUUGCUAUAUACAACGGCAAGCGGCCAGCGCAGGGUCAGAUGCUCUAAUGUCAUUGCUAGCGUUAGCGACAAUGCCAAGGAUUGCAUGAAAUUCGUCGAUCAGGAUGCCGUAUAUGCCUUGAUUGCAAAGGAAGCUGCAUCUAAGAUGACAUCCAACUCUCUGAAGGACAUUCGAGGUGCGCUCACGGAAAAGAACGUUGAUAUUCUAGCCGGUUACCGGAAGAAUUUCUCAGGCUCGCAUCCACCCGGUCAACUUGUCCUUCCCGAAAACCUCAAGGAGUUCAGCAUGUAUAUUCUUGGACUUAUCAAGUCUCGGGCUUUCAAGGGAGGACAAGAGCCCACGGAUCGCCGAGUACACGACAUGCGGAUGAUCAAAAGCAUGGGAGCUCUUGAGUUAUCCCUUUAUCUCUAUCCUCGCAUGAUUCCAAUCCACAACCUCCUGCCAGAAGAUGGAUUUCCGGAUCCCGAGUCAGGUCACCUUCGCAUGCCUCCUUCAAUUCGAGAUUCGUUCUCGCGGGUAGAGGAAGGCGGUGUCUAUCUCAUCGACAACGGACAAAACUGCUAUCUCUGGAUGCAUGCCCAAACGUCUCCAAAUCUCAUUGUGGAUCUAUUUGGCGAGGACAAGGAUACUCUGAAAUCGCUAGACCCAUUCAGCUCGUCGUUACCUGUUUUGCAAACACAUCUCAGCGCACAAGUUCGGAAUAUCCUUGAGUACUUGAAGACGAUGCGUGGCUCCAAAGCCUUGACGAUCCAACUCGCGAGGCAAGGCCUUGAUGGUGCUGAAUAUGAAUUCGCGCGACUAUUAGUUGAAGACCGGAACAACGAAGCACAGAGUUAUGUUGAUUGGUUGGUGCAUAUCCACCGCCACGUUCAAUUAGAGUUGACGGGCCAGAGGAAGAAAGAGGAUAGCGGGGAUAAUUCCAUAGCGUCAAAUUUCGCUGGACUUCGGCCUCCAUACUGGUAG
This is a messenger RNA of Venustampulla echinocandica, 3072 nucleotides long. RefSeq lists its product as uncharacterized. Gene Ontology annotation, biological process: endoplasmic reticulum to Golgi vesicle-mediated transport; intracellular protein transport; COPII-coated vesicle cargo loading. Gene Ontology annotation, cellular component: COPII vesicle coat; endoplasmic reticulum exit site. Bases 1 to 3072 code for a protein of 1023 amino acids. The transcript is spliced from 5 exons. The record is from RefSeq and is a predicted model, not a curated record. Gene Ontology annotation, molecular function: SNARE binding; zinc ion binding. NCBI's taxonomy places the organism in Eukaryota, Fungi, Ascomycota, Leotiomycetes, Helotiales, Pleuroascaceae.